Coregonus clupeaformis (lake whitefish) is the source of this 2204-nucleotide messenger RNA. RefSeq lists its product as uncharacterized. The transcript has 5 exons. The record is from RefSeq and is a predicted model, not a curated record. NCBI's taxonomy places the organism in Eukaryota, Metazoa, Chordata, Actinopteri, Salmoniformes, Salmonidae. The coding region runs from base 522 to 2204 and encodes 560 amino acids.
AUCCACCACAGAACUCUUGGAUUUGAUGCGCAAUGCUGAGUCAGCUGCUGAAGUUGAGAAUGGCUGGGACAGUGACAUGUCUGCCAUCUUGCUGCUGCUACAUUUGCUACCACCAUCUGCACAAGGUAGAAAGAGGCCGGGAAAGAUGUCUGCAUAUCAAGCUGUAGAUCAGCUCAUCAGAUUUCAAAAGGUUGGAACCAGUGUGCAGCAGCAUCUUGACAACAUCACCCAAAGCAGUCAGCCCUACCUUCUCGCCCAGGGAUCCACACAGAGCAGCAUUCACUCCUACUUCAUUGUGGUUGACAAGCAUGCUCUUCCAUGCAAGGCAACAGGUUCAGUAGGAGCUUUUGACGAAGUCUUUAAAGCCCAUUACGUAUUUGGUACGUCAUACAGUUCUUCCUUGAGCAGCUUUUUCACUUUUGUGCAAACAACCAUCUAUAACAUCGACAUGGGGGAAACAAAGGAGACUCCUAGAGUUGCUGAGUUGCGAGCAAGAAUGGUGCGUUAGUUGAGAUAAAACUAUGAAGUGUUUUCUUUGCAAAAGUGACCAUGGAAGUCCAAACAACCUUGUUAAGCACCUUAAGAUAAUUCAUGGGCUAUGUACAGGCAGGACUCUUUUUCUGAAAUGUGGUCAAGAAGGAUGCUCACGUUCUUUUGGUAGCUUUUCUGGUUUUAGAAAACAUCUUAACAAGUGCCACGGAGAAAGUUUAGUAGAUUCUAUAGAAGAUGAUCUUUCAGACCCUCAAAGUACCGUCAACACCAGUAAUAUUUCUCAUGUUGAAGUGUCGACUGAAUGUUUAGAGGCUGAGUCAGAGUUAUCUUCGCCAUACAUUGUAAAUAGUUGUGCAGCUGUUAUUUCUGAUCUAAAGGCAGCAGGUGUUGGUCAAAGUACAGUAAAUACUGUAGUGAUUUCCAUGGAAGAGAUUGUUCAAGAUAUUCAUCAGCAUGCUAAAGAAACAGUGAUAAAGCAUGUAUUUAGUAAUGAAAGAGAAACAGAAAUGUGCAAGAAAGUUGAGGCGUGUUUUGAGGGGUUAGAGAAUCCUUUCACAGUUCUAAAUUCGGAAUACAAGCGAUCAAAAUUUAUGACUGCCAAGUGGGAAAUAGUAGAACCAGUUGAAUGUGUGAUUGGUUCAAGAUUUGACACAAGACGAAAUAAAAAGACUGGAACAUAUGAUCAGGUAGUAGUUCAAGAUAAAUUCAUGUAUAUUCCAAUUUUAUCUACACUGCAGUCAAUAUUUAAAAGUCAGUAUUUUGCAGAAAUGUUGCAAAGCUCAGCUACCAGCAACUCUAGACUGAGAGAUAUUUGUGAUGGAUCUUUUUUUAAAAGUCACCCCCUGUUCUCAACUGAGAAGCAGACAAUACAGGUCCAGAUGUUCUAUGAUGAUUUUGAGGUCGCCAACCCAUUGGGUUCCAAGCGAGGUAUUCAUAAAUUGGGUGGAGUAUAUUUUACUUUAAGAAACUUCUCUCCAAAAUGGAAUUAUUUUGUGGCUAACAUACACCUGUGCGCCUUAUUUCAUACUCAAGAUGUUAAACGAUAUGGUUUUAGUGAAAUUUUUGCUCCCAUUGUUCGAGACAUUAAAGUGUUAGAGAGCGAUGGUAUUGAGAUUCCAUUAUACAGUGGUUAUGUACGUGGCACUGUAGUACAGGUAACAGGUGAUAAUUUGGGUUUGCAUAGUUUGUUUGGUCUGGUGGAGUCUUUCAGUGCAAGGUACUGUUGCAGGUUCUGUUUAGCAGAAAAGGAGGACUUUCAAACAGAAUUCUCUGAAGAUUCUUCCAAAAUAGUUUUACGCACCAAAGAUAUGCAUACUGCUCACUGUCAAGAAAUGGCUUGUAAUCCAUCCCUUCCGUAUGUUUUUGGUGUGAAAAGGUCAUGCAUAUUAAAUUCAUUGAGGUAUUUUCACACAACUGAGAACUUCUCAGUUGAUGUGAUGCAUGAUGUGUUAGAAGGGGGUUGGCCAGCGGUCCUGGAGUCUCUGGGCAUACUCCGGCCCCGGGGGAACAAGAGGGCUAUUCAGGGGCCGACCAAACGUCAUCUCUGCAGAGUAAAAGCCCUGAUGGAGGCGGCGGAGGGUUUUUGUGACCCCAAAGUGUCCAGUGUCCAGCCCCCCAUGACUGCUCUGGAGCACAGCCUCCCGCAGUGCUUUUGGGACCACCAGCUGCCACCUUUCCUCUCGCGUAGCUGGCUCCUUCCAUGUCCGCUGUAG